AUGAAACUUUCCUCUCCGUUACUCAAAACAGCUGGUUUGCGCACAUUACAUAUGCUGACAAUCUUGAUUAGCAGGAAGUUUACAGCGCAUAUAAUCAUGCGGUUCAACCCCUUCUCCUCCCGAAAUGUUAAGGAUUCUAUUGGGCUUUAUAUCUCUUCCAGCGUGGGGCUCCAAGAAGUGGACGAACAACAUUUCGUGAACGACUGGAAUAAAGAUGGACAGCGUUUCCAUUUCAUAGUACAAGAAGCUAAUACCGAACCAUCAACAUUGUUAGAUGGUUCUGACGCUGUUCUGAUCACUUUUGCACUUGACACAGACUUCAAACAAACAGUCCUUCACUAUGCAAAGUUUAUCUAUGACAACUAUUGGGAACAACGUAAAGCGUUUUACUUCAUUGGCACCAAAUUGGACGCUCUGGAUGCAGGAUUAGACAUUGUACAAUAUCCCGAGAGGGAGACAACAAAGAUUACGAUGUACACUUAUUUAUCCACCUUCUUUAUCGACAAUCGCAGUAAAAGUGACCUCGGUCGAUUAUGUUCCUCUUUAGCGAAUUUCAAGUACCCCAUAAGACCCUCAAUCGGAUCCUCUGUGAACAAGUUGUUUUCACAUUUACGGUCAAGACUCUGUGACCUGAUUGCCAUGGCCUUUGCCCUUCCGGUUCCUCGUGAUAUCAACAAAGAUACACCAGAUCCUGAUGAUUUUCCGGCCAUUCCAGAUGACGAUACGGCCUGGAAAAUGAUUGAUACACCCGAAUCCAUAGACUUCAAUAAUCAUAUUGCAUCAUUUGCAAAUUCGUUGUUCCGCUCAGCGUUCACCUACAAAGUAGGGCUGACUCUAGUGUUAAAACGGCUCCACCGACUCGAAAGAUUCAAUACCAUUUUUAUUCGUGCAUAUACCAAUAUCCCAGUUCCACAACCUCGUUACCGCCACUUGAAAGAAGCGUUCAUCACUGAUUUCAUUCCUGGCCGGAUGCUUCUAGAGUGUUGGGACUCACUAACCAAGUUUCAACAAUUCCGCAUUGCAUGCACUCUCCGACGGUAUGUUUCCCAACUCCGAAGCAUUACGAGUGAGCGACCUGGGAGUAUCGAACAUGGACACGUCAAUGGUGCGCUCUUUUCCGACCCCAGUAUAUGGAAUGGGCCCUUCCGUGAUGUCGAAAUUUUUCGCAACUGGGUAAAGCACAUUGCUUACUAUGACCGAGUUAAUCUUGUCGAGGGAUUUCGCAGUGAUUAUCCCAACGAACCACCACCACCUGCUCCUCCGAUGCCGCCGAUUCCAGAUGACACGGACUGGAAAUUGAGCCUCGCACAUUGCGAUAUCAGCCUCAGCAAUGUCAUACUUUCAGAAGACGGCGUGCUGUGGCUUAUUGAUUGGGCAUAUACGGGGUUUUAUCCACCUUGGCUAGAGUCCCACGCAAUGAAGAGGUACACUGAGGCACCUGAUUCUUGGAAGCAAUGGAUCUCCUUCAUUACUGAUUUUCCAUCCAAUGUUGACGAGCUUUGGGCUCAUAUGGAUUAUUGUGUAUCUCUAUACAGUUCGUUUGAUGCUCCACGGGAGGACUAUUGGCCACUUUGGCCGGAACAUGAGAUGAGUAACUGGUGA
Psilocybe cubensis is the source of this 1602-nucleotide messenger RNA. RefSeq lists its product as uncharacterized. NCBI's taxonomy places the organism in Eukaryota, Fungi, Basidiomycota, Agaricomycetes, Agaricales, Agrocybaceae. Bases 1 to 1602 code for a protein of 533 amino acids. The transcript is spliced from 5 exons. The record is from RefSeq and is a predicted model, not a curated record.